UGACGUCAGCGCGGGCGGAAACUUUAAAAUUCAAACCGCCUUGGGUUGACGGAAGCGGACGCUCUGGUUUGGGCGGCUGUUUUCGUGUGCAGUCGUGCGGUUUACGGAAAGCUGGGCGCCGGGUCUCGUUGAGAAGCUGAGCGAAAGGUUUCGAGAAUGAAGCGCAGUUCAGUUUCCACCUGUGGUGCUGGCCGCCUCUCUAUGCAGGAGUUAAGGACCCUGGACCUCAAUAAGCCAGGCCUUUAUACCCCUCAAACCAAAGAAAGAUCAACCUUUGGAAAGCUGAGUACACACAAACCGACAUCGGAAAGAAAAGUCUCAAUAUUUGGGAAAAGGACUAGCGGACAUGGAUCCAGGAAUAGUCAACUUGGUAUAUUUUCCAGUUCUGAAAAAAUCAAGGACCCAAGACCACUUAAUGACAAAGCAUUCAUUCAGCAGUGUAUUCGACAACUCUAUGAGUUUCUUACAGAAAACGGUUAUGUGUAUAGUGUAUCCAUGAAGUCUCUGCAAGCUCCAUCCACUAAAGAGUUCCUAAAGAUCUUCGCCUUUCUUUAUGGCUUUCUGUGCCCGUCGUAUGAACUUCCUGGUACAAAAUGUGAAGAAGAGGUCCCAAGAAUUUUUAAAGCACUUGGGUAUCCCUUCACACUGUCCAAGAGCUCCAUGUAUACAGUGGGAGCCCCUCACACGUGGCCUCACAUCGUGGCUGCCUUGGUGUGGCUCAUAGACUGCAUCAAGAUUGAUACUGCCAUGAAAGAAAGCUCACCUUUAUUUGAUGAUGGGCAGCUCUGGGGAGAAGAGACUGAAGAUGGAAUUAAACACAAUAAGUUGUUUUUGGAGUACACCAAAAAGUGCUAUGAGAAGUUCAUGACCGGGGCCGACAGCUUUGAAGAAGAGGAUGCUGAGCUGCAGGCGAAGCUGAAGGACUUGUACAAGGUAGAUGCGUCUAAGCUGGAGUCACUCGAAGCAGAAAACAAAGCACUAAAUGAACAGAUUGCAAGACUGGAGGAGGAAAGAGAAAGAGAACCGAACCGUCUGAUGUCAUUGAAGAAACUGAAAGCGUCCUUACAAGCAGAUGUUCAAAACUAUAAAGCAUACAUGAGCAACUUGGAGUCUCAUUUAGCCGUCCUGAAACAGAAAUCGAAUAGUCUUGAUGAAGAAAUUGGUAGAGUAGAACAAGAAUGUGAAACUGUUAAACAGGAAAACACUCGACUACAGAGUAUCGUUGAUAACCAGAAGUAUUCAGUCGCUGACAUUGAGAGAAUAAAUCAUGAGAAAAAUGAAUUGCAGCAGACUAUUAAUAAAUUAACCAAAGACCUGGAAGCCGAACAGCAACAGAUGUGGAAUGAAGAAUUAAAAUACGCAAGAGGCAAAGAGGCGAUUGAAGCGCAGCUAGCGGAGUACCACAAGUUGGCUAGAAAAUUAAAGCUUAUCCCCAAAGGUGCUGAGAAUUCCAAAGGUUACGACUUUGAAAUUAAGUUUAAUCCUGAGGCGGGUGCCAACUGCCUUGUCAAAUACAGGACUCAAGUGUAUGCACCGCUCAAAGAGCUCUUGAAUGAAAGCGAAGAAGAAAUUAACAAAGCUCUGAAUAAAAAGAGGCAUCUGGAGGAUACUUUAGAACAACUGAACACCAUGAAAACGGAAAGCAAGAACACUGUGAGGAUGCUGAAGGAGGAGAUUCAGAAACUGGAUGACCUUCACCAGCAGGCAGUGAAGGAAGCUGAGGAAAAAGACAAGAAGAGUGCCAGUGAGCUUGAGUCCCUGGAGAAACACAAGCACCUGCUGGAGAGCGGGGUGAACGAUGGCCUCAGCGAGGCCAUGGAUGAGUUGGACGCCGUCCAGCGGGAAUACCAGCUAACUGUGAAGACCACAACUGAAGAAAGAAGAAAGGUGGAAAACAACUUACAACGUCUUUUGGAGAUGGUCGCCACACACGUAGGGUCUUUGGAGAAACAUCUUGAAGAGGAGAAUGCUAAAGCCGACAGAGAGUAUGAAGAAUUCAUGUCUGAAGAUCUCCUGGAAAACAUCAGGGAGAUGGCAGAGAAGUAUAAGAGAAAUGCUGCCCAACUUAAGGCUCCCGACAAAUGAAGAUAAACUAAUCUUUCAUAGAUAUAACAUAGUAUUUUAUCCCCAAAUUAUGAUAAUAUGGUAAAUUGACCUUUUAGACAGAUCAGACAGUUAAUAAAGUAUACUUGUAAAGUGUG
Molecule: messenger RNA, 2201 nt
Organism: Mus musculus (house mouse)
Lineage: Eukaryota; Metazoa; Chordata; Mammalia; Rodentia; Muridae
Gene: Ndc80
Product: NDC80 kinetochore complex component
Exons: 17
Coding region: 157-2085 (642 amino acids)
Biological process (GO): positive regulation of mitotic cell cycle spindle assembly checkpoint; G2/MI transition of meiotic cell cycle; attachment of mitotic spindle microtubules to kinetochore
Cellular component (GO): kinetochore; nucleoplasm; centrosome
Molecular function (GO): identical protein binding; microtubule binding; kinetochore adaptor activity
Source: RefSeq, marked validated